This is a messenger RNA of Trachemys scripta elegans, 3365 nucleotides long. It is a transcript of the gene ZBBX, whose product is annotated as zinc finger B-box domain containing. The record is from RefSeq and is a predicted model, not a curated record. The transcript is spliced from 20 exons. Lineage: Eukaryota; Metazoa; Chordata; Testudines; Emydidae. Bases 622 to 3198 code for a protein of 858 amino acids. Gene Ontology annotation, biological process: cilium movement. Gene Ontology annotation, cellular component: motile cilium. Gene Ontology annotation, molecular function: zinc ion binding.
UAACAUUUUGUUCAGAAUUAUGAAGCUCCAUUCCUGUGGUGUUUGUAACUCUGAGGUUCUACUGUAUGGGGAAUCCUGCAUCCUUGUUAGAGCCCAUACUUUCCCUGAUUUAUACCCCAACUCCACUCAAGGUCAAAAGAUCAAAACUUGACAUCUAAUCCAGGUCUCUGUAUGGUAUACUCAAACAUUAGUUCUGACUCAUUUAGAAUUGCCAUCUGUUCUGCUUCUGAUAGAACAGGCUUGUAGCAGACAUGAAAAGAAUAACAAAGUAAAUAAUUGUAAAGUGAAAUCAUAUUUUUCCCCAAAAUAAGUUAAAUGUUGUGUGUCUGAUUAUCUUUUUGAACAACCUGACAGCAACAGAGAAUUGUUUUGAAAAUUCUACUUUUACAUAAAGUGCUUCAGAUUAUGUACUUUUGCUUUUUGCCUUCCAUUGUUGUACUGUGAUAUAAUGACCUAUGUACAGACAGAAAGCAUAAUAAUUUAUUUACAGGCUUUCAUCAAAGAAAAUGGUCAAAGCAGUAUGAUUCAUGUAUACCAUCUUCCUCUCUUUCUAAUGUUACUAACCACAAAGAAUUUCACAAAUCAUUCUGAUUUUUUUAAGAAGAGUUCACAUUGGGAAUCAUGAACAUCAAUGACUUUGUAAUACUGCCAGGUUCAAAAACUGGAACUUCCGUAAAAUUAAAAGUGAAAAAUAUACGAGAGCUGAAGUUGGAGAAAGUACAGUUAGAACUAGAAAACAAGGAGAUGGAGAAGAAACUACAGCAACUACAAUCUAAUAUGAGCAGAGAAAAAGAAGAGAGGAGGGAACGAUCAAGUGGAUAUCGUUGGCAAUCUGGACAGGCAGGACCAUUGGGAAUUCAACCUCAAGUGUGGUCACAAAAUAAAGAAAAUGUUGUUAAGGUUUCUUCAGGAAAAGUGAAGUUGAAGAUACUCAAAGAACAGAUUCCUGAGCCAAUGAAACAGCCAUUUGUACAUAAAAUGGCAAAUGUUGCAAUCCCUGAAAAACCUAAAAUGAAGGGGAAGGCAUGUGGACAGUGUGAGACCAAAAAUGCUUUACUGGUAUGCUUAGAAUGUGGGGAAGAUUACUGUGGUAGUUGCUUUGCCAGAGUCCACCAGAAGGGGGCGCUGAAGCUCCAUAGAAUGAUUCCUUUACAGGCAAAAACCCAUGUAUCAGUUGGAAAAUUAGAAGCUACCCAUCAGUUCAUGAAAGACUGCAAUCCUGAUGAAUCCAAAAAGAAUCAUGAGCAGAAGACAGCAAAUAGCAAGAAUCAGCUCAUGUCAGACAUUUCUUCAUCUCUGCUAACGUCAACAGGCAGUGCUGAGGAAGUUUCCACAGUACCAACAGGGGUAGUUUUUGAGAAUCAGAAUGGUGGAUUAUUACUGUAUGGUACUUUUGAUGAGGAAGAAUCUGCAGCGUCCUUUCAAGAAGCUUUAACUCAAUGGAGAAAUGGAAAUCAUGAACACAAAAAGGACCAGAACUCUGAUGAGGCUCAACCAGAAUCCAUGGGCGUUUGUGAGGUACAGACCCAUCUCACAAUUUUGAGAAAACCUGUUAAAAUUGAAUUCAAAGAAGAAAGCCUGAACUAUAUGGAGAAACUGUGGCUGAAGAAGCAUAGAAGAAUACCAGUUGAUCAAAUAUCUGGUAUUCAAGCAGAUGAAUACAGACCUAAGCAUGAAUUGAUGAAUGAAGCUGAUGAUACUCUGAGUGGAGGAGGAGGAGAUGAUGAUGAUGAUUUAAUAGUUGAAGAUAUGAAAAAGUAUUGGACAGCUCUCUUUAGAGUAGAAGAGUCUGACACAGUUCCUGGGAACCUUGAGUCUGCUUUGAAAAUUGAGAUACUCAGUGAUUCUUGUGAAGAGGAUCUAGAUGAAUCAUGUAACUCUGUAGUGAUGGAAGUUGGAUCCACUAAAUUGAGUAAUGAACAAAGUGAUGCAGUACCUGAAAAUCAGAAGGAUACAAUAUCAGACUUUUUACCAGAACCAGCUGCUGAUGUAACUAGCCAGACAUCUCUUAAUUCUGCUUCUACAUCUGACAAAAAAGACCUUUUCAUUCCUCGUGGUAGAAGCACAGUUCCCAUUAAAGAAAUUUCUAAAGUUUCAUCUGCAAGAACAUCUACAGUGAAUCAUGAAAGAAUGUAUACUGAUUGCAUCCAUUCUAGCACAGAAGAAACAGUUCUCAGCAGUCCUCAUGAAAGUGCUGUAACCGAAAAAGAAAGCAUUAAAACACAGACUUCUAGAAGAUCUCUUAGUGCUUGUAUGUUACCUGAGAAGACUUUUGACCUUCCUAAAUUAGGCAGCAAUGAACCUUCCCUCACGACAAGAUCAUUGAAAAACAAUAAAGAUUCACUGGAAUGUAACAGUUUCCACACAAGCAAGAGUUUGAUUUUACCUGUAACUACAGAGGCUUCAGUGUUGUUACAGGAAGUAGCCCUAAGAGAAAAACCUACUUUGACACAAUAUCAAGGACUUGAGGGAUUCUUUAUUUUGCAUGCAAAUUCUAAGCAAGUAACACUUGAUUCAAUUCCUUCACCUUUCUCAGAUUGCAGCUCUACAAACAGUACUUCAGUUUCAGGAAAGGGACAUUGGUUCAGAGACACUAGCUUAAGUGAAUAUGCUGAUGAUUCUGUAGUACAGGAUGUCUUGCAAAGUGAACUGAGCAGAUCUUCAAGUAGUUUGGAACUACAAAACUUAUGUGCUGGAGUUUCGCCAUGGACAUUAAUGCACAAGUCACCCACUGAUAAUAGUUUACAAAGACCUUCGUCAGCAAAUAUACCCUCCUCUAAAUCUAUGAAGUCUGAUCGUAUCUGCUGUACACUCUCUCAGACAAGACCAAGAAAUUUAACUACUCAGCCCUUAUCUAGAGCUGCUACUGAAAUUUCAAAAAUUGAAUGCAUUGAUGUAACUGAACAAAAUGACCCUCUCUUAGAAUAUACUGCUGAUCAACAAGCCUUAGCUGGCUUGGAAAAUGAACUAAAAAGUCAUACAGAUCCUGAGGAAAAACUUUACAGCUUUACCUCUGAAGACUUAUCGGCUUUCAGCAGACAUUCAAAGAAGAUAAGUGAAAAUAUUACAGAUUUCCAUAAUAACCUAGAAAUAAAAUACCACAGUAGAGUUGAUAUUUUUAGAGACUGUGAUGAAAGCCAUACAGAUGAUGAGGAAGAGAUUCUGAGGGACAAGCAGGAAGUUAUGGCACUACGUUGACCAACCAAAAAAAACCCAACAAAACUUGCUAGUAAUUCUUUUUCUUUGCAUUGCAUAAAACAAGCAGCCUGUUAGAAGGCAGUUCUCAGGUGCUGAAGAUGUUAACUGCUGAAGAAUGUUGUUGCAAUUCUAUCCUACCAAUAAAACUUGUUUAAAAUUAAAAAUCA